CAUCAUCUUAAACAAUCAAUUAAAUCAAAUCAUGUCUGAAGAAACUUUUACUGCUUGGGCCUGUCCUGGAAAGAGCCAACCCCUCCAAAAGAUGGAAGUCAAUUUCUGUACUUGGGAUGAAAACAUGGUUCAAAUGGAUAUCAUCUGCUGUGGUGUCUGUGGUACUGACCUUCAUACUGUUGACGAAGGCUGGGGCCCUACUGAAUUCCCUUGUGUCGUUGGUCACGAAAUCAUUGGCAAGGUUACCAAGGUUGGUAGUAACGUAAAGAAGAUCAAGGUUGGUGAUCGUUGUGGUGUUGGUUGUCAAUCCGCUUCUUGCCACGAAUGUGAUUAUUGUAAGAAGGGUAUGGAAAACUUGUGCUCUGUUCACGCUGUAUGGACCUUCAAUGACCGCUAUGAAAAUGAAAAGCGUGACAAGACUUAUGGCGGUUUCGCUACCAAAUGGAGAGGUCCUCAAGACUUUGUCGUCAAGAUUCCCGAUAACUUCUCAUCUGAAGUUGCCGCUUCUUUUCUUUGCGGCGGUGUCACUACUUAUACUCCUCUUAAGCGUUAUAAUGUUGGUAAGGGCUCCAAGGUUGCCGUCCUCGGUCUCGGUGGUCUCGGUCACUUUGGUGUCCAAUGGGCCAAGGCUAUGGGCGCUGAAGUUGUCGCUUUUGAUGUUAUCCCUGACAAGGUUGAAGAUGCCAAGAAGUUGGGAUGUGAUGGCUAUGUUUUGAUGCAAAACGAAGAUGAAAUCAAACCUCAUUACAACACUUUCACUCACAUCUUGGCUACCAAGAUCGUCAACAAGUGCUGGCCCACCUAUUUCAACAUGCUGAAGAAGAACGGUAUCUUUAUUCUCUGUGAUAUCCCUGAAGUUCCUCUGGAAGGUUUGAAUGCUUUCACCAUGGCCGGUAAGCAAUUGACCAUUGCCAGUUCAUUCAUCGGUUCUCCUUCCGAUAUUCAAGAGUGUCUUGACUUUGCCUCACAACACAAUGUCCGCACUUGGGUCAACACAUUCCCUAUGGACCAGAUCAAUGAGGCUUUCCAAUUUGUCAGAGAAGCCAAGCCUCGUUACAGAGCUGUCGUCAUGAAUUAAUCAUUUUUAGCAUGUUUGUAUUUUAUAUUCUUUAAUAAUAUCCGUCAUUAAAAUAAAUAAAAACUAUAUUGUUUUGUUCACAAUACAUAUUUGUACUAGUCUUUAUCCAUUCUUGAUUGAAUAAGGCAAGUAAAGCUAAUCACGGGUUACAAAUACUGAUAAAAACCCCUACGCUUGUAAAUCAAGGUAUACGGAGCAAUAAAGAAAAAAAAAAAGUAUAUUCGUGACUUUCAGGAAGUCUACUUAAAGAAGAUAAAGCUUAGUUAUGCAAUUGAUGGGAGUAUUUCCAUAUAGAAAGUAAUACGAACAACUUAUAAACUAUUGAAUUAUAAAUGGAGCAGCUUCAAAGCCCACCAGAUCACGUCGAUAUAUACCGACUUGUUGUUCCACGUGUUCUUGCGUCAAGAUACGAGGACAGAUCUGAAACGAGCUAUACUUGGAGUAUCUUGGUUGAUGGUAACCAAGCACUUCUUCUUAAGAAUCUUUUAAUCAGUGAC
Molecule: messenger RNA, 1575 nt
Organism: Rhizopus microsporus ATCC 52813
Lineage: Eukaryota; Fungi; Mucoromycota; Mucoromycetes; Mucorales; Rhizopodaceae
Product: NAD and Zn-dependent alcohol dehydrogenase
Exons: 2
Coding region: 32-1078 (348 amino acids)
Biological process (GO): alcohol metabolic process
Molecular function (GO): zinc ion binding; alcohol dehydrogenase (NADP+) activity
Source: RefSeq, a predicted model, not a curated record